Messenger RNA from Centrocercus urophasianus (Greater sage-grouse), 5775 nucleotides. Its product is annotated as kinesin light chain 1-like. NCBI's taxonomy places the organism in Eukaryota, Metazoa, Chordata, Aves, Galliformes, Phasianidae. Gene Ontology annotation, biological process: microtubule-based movement. The transcript has 14 exons. Gene Ontology annotation, molecular function: kinesin binding. Gene Ontology annotation, cellular component: cytoplasm; kinesin complex; membrane-bounded organelle. The coding region runs from base 287 to 2299 and encodes 670 amino acids. The record is from RefSeq and is a predicted model, not a curated record.
CCGUGUCCGCCCUGUUCUGCGGGCACGGCCGUAGCGCGGUCGGGGAGUUCCCUGCGGCUCCGCCGGCUUGGCUUUAGAAGCUGGGACGGGAGCAGCGGUAGUGAGACAGUGUGGUUGGCUGCUGAGCGCCUGGUGCCCGCGUUUCUGCUAGAACGGGGGGCAGCGCGGCACUCAUCGCUGGAGCUGCGCAUCGCCGCCGCCCGUGCUUCUCCGCGGCUCCGGAGCAUCCGGGAGUGCCGGCACUGGACGAGCCGCUGCAGGCAUCCAGGGCUGCAGGACCAGGACUAUGUCCACCAUGGUGUACCCAAGGGAGGAGAAACUGGACAAACUGAGCCAAGAGGAGAUAAUUUCUAACACCAAGCUGGUGAUGCAGGGGCUGGAGGCUCUCAAGAAUGAACACAACUCCAUCCUGCACAGCUUGCUGGAGACCAUCAAGUGUCUGAAGAAGGAUGAAGAAGCCAACCUUGUGCAUGAGAAAUCCAACCUGCUCCGCAAGUCAGUGGAGAUGAUUGAACUGGGGCUUGGAGAAGCUCAGGUGAUGAUGGCACUGUCCAACCAUCUGAAUGCGGUGGAGUCAGAGAAGCAGAAGUUGCGUGCUCAGGUACGGAGGCUGUGCCAGGAGAACCAGUGGCUGCGUGACGAGCUUGCCAACACCCAGCAGAAGCUGCAGCGCAGUGAACAAACUGUGGCUCAGCUGGAGGAGGAGAAGAAACACCUGGAGUUCAUGAACCAGCUGAAGAAGUAUGAUGAGGAUGUCUCUCCUUCGGAGGAGAAAGAAGGUGACUCCACCAAGGACUCCCUGGAUGAUCUGUUUCCAAACGAGGAAGAGGAACAUGGUCCUGGAUUGCCCCACCAGCAUAGCAGUGCAGUAGCAGCUGCCCAGCAAGGAGGCUAUGAGAUUCCUGCACGCUUGCGCACCCUCCACAACCUUGUCAUCCAGUAUGCUUCACAAGGACGCUAUGAGGUGGCUGUGCCGCUCUGCAAGCAGGCACUGGAGGACCUGGAGAAGACAUCAGGCCAUGAUCACCCUGAUGUGGCCACCAUGCUCAACAUCCUGGCGCUGGUGUACAGGGAUCAGAAUAAAUACAAGGAGGCAGCACAUCUCUUGAAUGAUGCUCUCUCCAUCCGUGAGAAGACCCUGGGUAAAGACCACCCUGCAGUGGCUGCAACUUUGAACAAUCUGGCUGUUCUCUAUGGCAAGAGAGGGAAGUACAAAGAAGCAGAGCCACUUUGUAAGCGAGCCCUGGAGAUCCGUGAGAAGGUCCUAGGCAAAGACCAUCCUGAUGUGGCCAAGCAACUGAACAAUCUGGCCCUGCUGUGCCAGAACCAAGGCAAAUAUGAGGAGGUGGAGUACUAUUACUGCAGGGCCCUGGAGAUCUAUGAGAGCUGCCUGGGUCCUGAUGAUCCCAAUGUAGCCAAGACCAAGAACAACCUGGCCUCCUGUUACUUGAAGCAAGGCAAAUACAGUAAUGCAGAGGUGCUGUACAAGGAGAUCCUUACCCGUGCUCACGUGAAGGAGUUCGGCUCUGUGGAUGAAGAACACAAGCCAAUCUGGAUGCAUGCAGAGGAGAGAGAGGAGAUGAGCAAGAGCAAGCACAGAGACAGUGCUCCCUACGCCGAGUAUGGUGGCUGGUACAAGGCCUGCAAGGUUAGCAGCCCGACUGUGAACACCACUCUGAGGAACCUGGGUGCGCUGUACCGGCGCCAGGGCAAGCUUGAGGCGGCGGAGACCUUGGAGGAGUGUGCAGUUCGCUCUCGGAGGCAGGGCAUUGACCCAAUCAACCAGACGAAGGUGGUGGAGAUCCUGAAGGAGGGUGAUGGCACAGAGAGACGUCGGAGCCUGGGUGGCAGCGUCAAGUACGAGAAUGCCACAGACGGUAGCGAGGAAGUGAGUAUGGGCGUGGAAUGGAGCGGGGUAAGUACAAGACACCAUCAAGAAUGGCCUCAGCUGGCUGCUGGAGGGAAGGGACAGCCUGGCUCAGGGCUCUCCCCGCGUGGCCUGUCGUGGCAUCCUUGUCUACCUCCAUUUGUUCCCUGCAUACUUCCUUCUCCUCUUUCUUGGCAUGAGCCAGCCCACAAAGGUGCGCGUCUGGUCCUGGCUUGUCGUGUACAGGCCAGGCACUCUGAAGAGUUCUCACUUCUAGGGGGCUUCCAGUUCCUGGCAGUGCACAGCAUGAGCUGGUCCUGGCCUGCCCUUAAUCUUAGCCUUGGCAACCUUAUUAACACCUCUCCCUGCUGCUCUCCUCUUGAGGCUGUGGCUGAGUGUCAGCCCCAUCUCAGGCCCACACAGCCUCUGUGAGCAACUUGCCUUUCUGUCCUGCAGCGCACCACAAGUGAUGCUGGGUCUGGGGAGGUGUGUGUGUGCGUGCGUGCGUGUGUUUGGUGGGGCUGUGACUGUGUCUGCAAUGUAAGGAAAUAGUCCACAGCCAACACCUUUACUGUCCUCUUGUGGUCUUGUGCCCCUCCUGUGGGCUGUGGUCAAACGGGUUGGAAAAGGCAGGUUUUCUUGGGAUGCCUGGCUGGGCUGACCAGCGGUGUCAAAAGAGGCUGCUGUUAGCUGAGGCUUAUUCAGGGUGACCCAAGCUUACUGUUCUUGCCCUGAGACUGAAGGGCACUGUGGUCACUAGUACUGAGUUUGGAGGAAGGUAGCGGUCCAGGUCUGGGACAGGUGGUUUCUUCAAGGAGGAGGAUGGAGAAGAGGCAACAAGUGAGCAUGGUGCUGGUGGAUGCUUGGCUUGAGGGCUGCUGGAGCUGUUAAUGCUUACCAUUCUUCCUGCAGACUCUGGCUGAGAGUGUAGUGUAGCUGGCACCUAGGGCUGGCUGCAGCCUGGCAUAAGCAAUGCACUGAGCAUGAAUCCUCUACUCCCCCUCACAUCUGCUGUCACUAACCCUUCCCCACGUGGCCAUCCUCACCCGCAUGAGCUGUUCCCCUUCUUCCUUCCUCUUCCCUGUUGCCAUGACAGCCCCUCAACAUCCAAACCUAAAGCCUGGCUCUCUUGAUUGUGGAUUGUACCCCGAAGGUGGCUGGAGAGGGCCUGGGGAGCUGAGCUUUGAAGGGGCCCAGCAGCUCCUCCAGAUGCAAGGCUGUUCUUUGUCUCAGCUAUUCAUCUUCAAGGGUGAAGAGGGUCUUAUUCCUGGCCCUCAUGUUCCCUGUUAGUAGAGGGGGGAGAGUGGAGGGAGGAGGGCUGCAUCACUGGAUUAGGAUCACCCAGUCCCUGACCUGGUUGGUGACUGCAGCACCUCCUGGCUGUGGUUGGCAUUGGCUGAUUGCUUUCUGCAAUGCAGCAUAGGCCUUGCUGCUGGCCUCUGAGCUAUCAGCCGAAGGCAAGCAGACAGUGUCACCCUCUCCUGCAGCCUUGACCCAGCAGAUGGGGAUAUCCCCUGCACCUACGAUUCUUUCCCAAGGGGCUUGUCAGGGCUGCCCACAGUCAGCUGUAUGGAAGGGGCUUGGGGGGGCUAACUCAGCACCCUAGGGAUAUGGCUGCUGUCAUGUGGUGCUUGGUGCUCUUCCUAGCUGGCUGCACACACAGCCAGCUCCCUCUGCCCAGCCAGCACCCUGCAGCUCCCCCCUGGAGAAGGCUGGGGCAGCUCCCUCUUCUGUUACAGUCAGUCGUUCCUUGCACCGCUGUGGAGAUCUUGGGUUGUAGUGCCCAGGCCCACCUCUGUUGCCAUCCCUUUAGCUAUCAGCUGCUGCAGAAAUAGCUCUGGAUGCCCCAAGAACACCAGUGACUGUACCCUGCUGCCCAGGGUAGCUCUAGAAACACCCCAGGGCCUGACCGAGCUAUUUGUGGCCCAGUUAAAAUAUGAGCUUGCUAAUUUAGCUUCACCACCCUCCCUCCCCACCUAAAAGUGGCCCAUGGUCACUGCAUGCAGCCUGGGACCUGACCCACCAGCUCCCUGGACUACCUGCAACCUCAUGGGCUUGUAAACUUUGUCUUUCUCCUUUCUGUGCACUAGGCUUAAAUGCCUCCCGAGACUCCCUCUUUCCCCUCCACCGCAAUCAAUCACCUGGAUGUUUGUGUUGUAUCUUCCAACUUUAUCCUCCACACCAUCCCUCCUUCCUCGGCAAGGACUCCACGCCAGUCCCCCAACCCUCCCGGCGCGUGAGGGCACCACAGCACCUGCAGAGGAGUGCCUGGGGCUUCGUUCCAGUCCCAUGGCCAGCAAGAGCAGGAGGAAUCUGCAUGGAGCUGCCUGCUCCCCCCUGGUCAGGGUGGUGGGCCACCAUCCCCUUGUGUGCCCUCACCUCCCAGCCUGCCCUUGCACAGCUCUGGGGACCAAGCCUGCAGGGGAUUGUCUUCAGGUGUAUUGACUCCACCAUCAUUAGGCAUCCUGAACCCUCAUAGCUUGUUCCCUCCAUCUCUGCAGAGGCCAGGAUGGAGGUGUGAAGAUGGGAGGGCUGUUUAGGGACACAGAGGCCCAGCCUUGGCAGGACUGUUGUGUGCCCAGUUAUUUUCUUCCCUGUAGGCAUAGCUGAUGUUAGUGCCCUGUAGUGAACCUGCGCUGACCACCAAUGAGUUGGGCUCUACCUGCAGCACAGGGCAGCCUCCCUCUUGCUCUCCUCCUCCUGCUGAGCUCUGCAGCUUAGGGCCAGCACGUGGAUCUCUGCAGGGCAUGGGGACGGAGGGUGGCCCAUAGCUACUGCGCAUCUGAGCUGGGACUGGGAGUGACAGUCAAGGGCUGUGCAUCAGACAGGGAUGUGCAAGGGCAAGUGUGCACUGUUGCCAACUCCUGACCUGAUACUGUAGCUGAGUUUCUUGCUUGGUGGUGUUAUCGGCUGCCUGUUGCUCCAGGGUAGUUGGUUGUGUGCCCUGAGAGAAGAAGAGGUGAGGGUGAAGCUAUAUGCUGUUUCUUGGAGGCAGAGGGAAGAAGGGUGGGAGGAGAGCAGAACUCUUCUGUGAUCAGUUAGAAGUGGCUGAGAUGGAGAACAGGCUGGUUUGAAGUAGAGCAGGUGAGAGAAAAAGGAGGUGCAGAGAAGGGUGUGAGGAAAGGAAGAGCUGGGGCUUGGGGUGUUCCAAGCAUGAGUGGGAGAUGAGCUGGCUGAAGGGGGAUUUGUGCAGAAGGUAAGGCUUUCCAGGGAAGAACAGGCCACAUUGCUCAGGGAGGAGUUGUUGAACACAGGACGUGGCUUACGAGGUGUGGCCCUUGGGGUUGUGACUUGCUGUCCUUCCUCGUGUAGAGGGCAGGAUUGUCACUCUGUUGCUCCCAGGGAGGCAGUGUUGGCCUGGGCUUCGUGAGGGUGGCUCAGUGCCUGUGAUGGGACUCCACCAGAGUGCUGUCAGUCACUGCUGAAGAAGGGGAUGUUUCCUAAGGCCUUGAGCCUCAUGGCCUCAGAUGCAGACCUUCAUCCUACCUCCUAUAAGAGGUGAGCCUGGGGAGGCUGCAGGCAGCAGGACAGAGCCUACAGGUCAGCGCAGGAUUCCCCCCCUCCCUUAUUUAUUUAAGUAGGUAGUUUCUCUCAUGCUAGUCGUCUGGUAGGCUGUAAUAAUAAAUGUGCUUGUGUCUGUCUGGGCCUGGCUUUCCUGUGGUGAUGCAGAGGCCUCGGGGCACUUGCAUACUGCUCUCCUGGGAACUGGUGCUUGCUGAAAGGAGAUCUAGGGGCUUAGGGCUCUAGGGCCGUGCCUUCCCUGCCCCUCUCUCCUGCUGCUGCUCCAUGGUGUUGGAGCAUGGUGAGUCCCCAGAGUUCAGGCCUCAGCACCACCUGCCUCUGCUUUGCCUGCCAUGGACCUGGUGCUGUAACAACUGUACCUGUGAUUAAAGGGAGACAGACCUGAA